This is a messenger RNA of Mustela erminea (ermine), 1819 nucleotides long. It is a transcript of the gene SLC38A7, whose product is annotated as solute carrier family 38 member 7. The coding region runs from base 334 to 1725 and encodes 463 amino acids. The transcript has 12 exons. The record is from RefSeq and is a predicted model, not a curated record. Gene Ontology annotation, molecular function: L-aspartate transmembrane transporter activity; L-serine transmembrane transporter activity; L-asparagine transmembrane transporter activity. NCBI's taxonomy places the organism in Eukaryota, Metazoa, Chordata, Mammalia, Carnivora, Mustelidae. Gene Ontology annotation, biological process: amino acid transmembrane transport.
CGGCUCACGUGUCCCUGCUGCCGGCUCGGGCGUGAAGCGCUGUAGAUUUUAGGUGAAGUUUUGAGAAAGAAGAAAUUGGGGCCAGAGGGAAGUGAGGAAAAUCAGAUCCCAGAUCUUUGGAGAGAAAGAGCUGUAAGGAACAACACACCCUCUACCACAGACCGUCAGGUGGAAAUAGCAGGUUGAGAAGAGCUGGGGCUCACAGGCCACCUGGAAUAAUAGUCCCAAACAGGCUGGUGCCGCCCUCCAGCUGAAGGUGUUCCCUCAGCUGCCCCAAGAAUGUGAUUGUGAAGCCAAAUCUGCAGAUCCAGUGGGAAGCAGGCUCCCAGGGCCAUGGCCCAGGUCAGCAUCAACAGUGACCUCGGCGAGUGGGGCUCGAGCAUGGACUCUGGGGAGCGGGCCCGUCUGCUGCAGAGUCCCUGUGUGGACACGGCCCCCAAGAGUGAAGGGGAGGCCUCUCCUGAGGGUCUGGGCGGAGGUACCACUUCCACCCUUGGGGCCAUCUUCAUCGUCGUCAACGCCUGCCUAGGUGCAGGGCUGCUCAACUUCCCAGCCGCCUUCAGCACGGCAGGUGGGGUGGCGGCUGGUGUCGCGCUGCAGAUGGGCAUGCUGGUCUUCAUCAUCAGCGGCCUCGUCAUCCUGGCCUACUGCUCCCAGGCCAGCAACGAGAGGACCUACCAGGAGGUGGUGUGGGCCGUGUGUGGCAAGCUGACGGGAGUGCUCUGCGAGGUGACCAUUGCCAUCUACACCUUUGGCACCUGCAUCGCCUUCCUCAUCAUCAUUGGGGACCAACAAGACAAGAUUAUAGCUGUGAUGGCAAAGGAGCCUGAGGGGGCCGGUGGCAGCCCCUGGUACACAGACCGAAAGUUCACCAUCAGCCUCACGGCCUUUCUCUUCAUCCUGCCCCUUUCCAUCCCCAGAGAGAUCGGCUUCCAGAAAUAUGCCAGCUUCUUGAGCGUCGUGGGCACCUGGUACGUCACUGCCAUCAUUAUCAUCAAAUAUAUCUGGCCAGAUAAAGAGAUGACCCCAGGGGACAUCCUGACCAGGCCAGCUUCCUGGGUGGCUGUGUUCAAUGCUAUGCCCACCAUCUGCUUCGGAUUUCAGUGCCACGUGAGCAGCGUGCCCGUCUUCAACAGCAUGCGGCAGCCCAAGGUGAAGACUUGGGGUGGGGUGGUGACAGCCGCCAUGGUCAUCGCCCUCGCUGUCUACAUGGGCACGGGCAUCUGUGGCUUCCUGACCUUUGGAGCUGCUGUGGACCCCGACGUGCUGCUGUCCUACCCUUCUGAGGACAUGGCUGUGGCCGUUGCCCGCGCCUUCAUCAUCCUGAGCGUGCUCACCUCCUACCCCAUCCUGCACUUCUGUGGGCGGGCGGUGGUCGAAGGCCUGUGGCUGCGCUAUCAGGGGAUGCCCGUGGAGGAGGACGUGGGGCGCGAGCGGCGGCGGCGCAUGCUGCAGACCCUUGUCUGGUUCCUGCUCACCCUGCUGCUGGCACUGUUCAUCCCUGACAUCGGCAAGGUCAUCUCGGUCAUCGGGGGCCUGGCCGCCUGCUUCAUCUUUGUCUUCCCAGGACUGUGCCUCAUUCAAGCCAAACUGUCUGAGAUGGAAGAAGUCAAGCCAGCCAGCUGGUGGGCGCUGGUCAGUUAUGGUGUCCUCUUGGUCACCCUGGGAGCCUUCAUCUUCGGCCAGACCACAGCCAACGCCAUCUUUGUGGAUCUCUUGGCAUAACCACUGCCUCCAGGCAACACAUGGCCUUUGCCGCUGGACCCAGGAACCCAUCUCUUCAAGCUGUGGGGCCACCCUGAGUCCAACAUCAUUCCUC